Messenger RNA from Jatropha curcas, 2165 nucleotides. The record is from RefSeq and is a predicted model, not a curated record. Lineage: Eukaryota; Viridiplantae; Streptophyta; Magnoliopsida; Malpighiales; Euphorbiaceae.
AUUCUUACUCAACUUUAUUGAAACCAUUAGGUUACCAUUACUAUAAUUCUUUCAUCGAACUACUUGCCGUUUCGUAAUCUGUCAAUCACCAACGACCUGUCAUUGGAUUGGACACAAACUUAGCAACAAGGUCCUCUCCAAAUGGCGAUUUUCUUGAUGUUGGUUGGUUAGACGAUAUAACUGUUAACUGGACGCGGCUCUCGCUUGUUGUAAACUAUUCCGGAAAAAGCUUCUGUGCGUAACCACACCGCUACUGACAUCGCCAUGGAAACAUUAUCAACUAGCAACCACCGCCAACGGCAAAGCCACCACCUUGAAAACAUUCUCCGUACUUCCAAUUAUGCAAUAUCAUCUGCCCGCCUAUGCAGGUUAUAAAAGGUUCUUAUGGUCUAUCACAAAUGCAACAAAGAGAGGAACUAUAGCUUCUCUUUUGGCAAUCGUAUGGUAUAGUUUAAGAGGAAAGAAGAAGAGCAGUUCCUCAGGAAAGAAUUUCAAAAAUGAAAAUGUGAACAGCCUUGUAAAAGAUAUGUGCCAUUCUGAAAAAGUUGCAACCGCUGACAUAAUUAUUGUUGGUGCUGGUGUUGCUGGUUCAGCUCUUGCUCACACCCUUGGCAAAGAUGGAAGACAAGUUCAUGUAAUUGAAAGAGAUUUGACUGAGCCUGAUAGAAUUGUUGGUGAACUCUUGCAGCCUGGGGGCUAUCUGAAGCUGAUCGAGUUGGGUCUUGAGGAUUGUGUGGAACAAAUUGAUGCUCAAAAAGUAUUUGGGUAUGCUAUUUACAAGGAUGGAAAAAGCACUAAGCUAUCCUAUCCUCUACCAAGUUUUGAAACAAAUAUAGCUGGAAGAAGUUUUCACAAUGGGUGUUUUAUACAAAGAAUGCGCGAGAAAGCUGCAACUCUUCCCAGUGUGAAGUUAGAACAAGGAACGGUAACUUCUCUUUUGAAAGAAAAGGGAAUUGUUAAAGGAGUCCUAUACAAGACCAAAACCGGUCAAGAAUUGACAGCAAGUGCUCCCCUUACAAUAGUAUGUGAUGGUUGUUUUUCAAAUUUACGACGAUCUCUGUGCAACUCUAAGGUUGAUAUCCCCUCUUGUUUUGUUGCUUUGGUCCUCGAGAACUGCAAUCUUCCAUUUGAAAAUCAUGGACAUGUAGUUCUAGCUGAUCCUUCACCUAUUUUGUUCUAUCGUAUUAGUAGCACUGAGGUUCGCUGUUUAGUUGACGUGCCUGGCCAAAGAGUACCUGCAAUUUCCAAUGGUGAAAUGGCCCAAUAUUUGAAAAAAGCUGUGGCUCAACAGAUACCCUCUCAGUUACAUGCUGCUUUCAUACUUGCAAUUGAGAAGGGAAAUAUAAAAACAAUGCCAAACAGAAGCAUGCCAGCUUCUCCUUAUCCAACUCCAGGUGCAUUAUUGUUAGGGGAUGCAUUCAACAUGCGCCAUCCUUUAACAGGAGGAGGAAUGACUGUGGCGCUCUCUGAUAUAGUUCUAUUACGCAACCUUCUUAGGCCUCUACAUGAUCUGAACGAUGCAUUUGCCCUCUGUAAAUACCUCGAAUCCUUUUAUACCCUCAGAAAGCCAAUGGCAUCUACCAUAAAUACAUUAGCUGGUGCCCUUUACAAGGUUUUCUCAGUAUCAACUGAUAUAGCAAGGAAUGAAAUGCGCCAAGCAUGUUUUGACUAUUUGAGUCUUGGAGGUGUCUUUUCAAAUGGACCAAUAGCUUUACUCUCCGGACUAAAUCCUCGCCCAUUAAGUUUGGUCCUACACUUUUUCGCGGUGGCUAUCUAUGGUCUUAGUCGUUUAAUGCUUCCAUUUCCUUCACCUAAAAGCUUAUGGACUGGUGCUAGGCUGAUACAGGCUGCAUCAGGUAUCAUUUUUCCCAUAAUGAAGGCAGAAGGCGUUAGACAAAUGUUCUUUCCUCUGACUGUGACAGCAUAUUAUAGAGCUCCUCCCACUUAUUGACUCAUUUUUGCAAUUUCAGUAGUAUUAUUUAUGCCGUUCUCCAUCAGAAAAGAAGUGGAGAUCUAAUCUACAGACUCAAGUAAAAGACUUUCAGUAUCUUAUACACUGUACAGAAAUUUUCUAGGAACUUAUUCUUUGAUUAGAAACAAAUAUUUGUUUUACAAUGUAUUUUUGAAUUAAUCAAUUUUUUCAAAUGAGACGAACUGUUAAUCCA